GAUUUAAGUGAGACCUAUACUGAGGUCAACAUUAUAAUGGCAGUGUAGAAAGAUAGAAGAAAAACGUUGCCGAUCCUCUGUCUUGUCAAUGCCUUCUAUAGACGGUAGCUGAUACAGGUUUAUUGAUACAAGGAUGGCAGUACCAUUGCUAAUCAAACACUGCCAUUAUAACGUGGACUUCACUGGAUACGUUGUGAUUUGAUUGUGGAUGAUUGAAUAAAUGCUCUCCAAUGUUCUUAGUUGGGAGAGUUGGAACUCAGUUUUGUCUGAGUAGCUGUCACUGAUCGAGUAGGAUGGACACAAAGACAAUAUCUUUGGUCGCUUUCCUGAAUAAUUUCUCACCACAAAACCUCUGCUAUAGUUUUGCAAAAUUGCAUUUGACUUCCGAAAAAAGUCUGCGAUCUUCUGGGAACUUCCUUGUGACGUAGUAAUAAUAUAGUCGUGGGUGUAGGAUAUAUUUGUUCAGUACCACUGUAGCAAUGUCAAGAAACGCAAGUGUUUUUCUGUUGUGGAUAUAUUUCCUGGUGACAGUUUGUUGCGAGGAGAAAGAAGAUGCAACAGCAGUGGCCAACCGCAUGGCAGAUCAGGUACGAGCGGUUCUCGAGCAUUACAAGGACAACCCCGACCCAGUCGGUCUGCCCGAUACCGUCUACAAAAUACCCGACCCCAUGCCAAUCCCCACAAUCAGACAAACCUCAGGAUAUGCCACCCUCACCAUGUUCAACUGCUCCGUCUACGGUCUGUCAAGGUUCCGCAUCGAGAGCGUCUACACGAACCUGGCCGAGCUACAGAUGGUGGCCGAGCUGAGGAUAGAGAACCUGGAAGUGAGAGGGAACUACACUCUCACCUCUUGGUUAUCCCGAUCAGCUGACAGUUGCAUGGUUAAACUGAGUGACGUCUACGUGGUUGGUUUGGCUGAGAUGAGUAUUGCUCGUGAAGGUCACCUGCAGGCAUCCAGGAUUGACAUGGAUAUAUCUGUCGAUGAGAUCAACCUCGACUUUCAGAACCUUGGGUUCCUGGCUUCACUGUUCCAGGGCAUGAUGAACUCUGUCGGUGUGUUUGUGUUUGACUCGAUCAAGCCGUUCAUCUUGAAUGCGGUCAACGCGGAUUUGAGGAAUGGGAUUGAUAAGGCAGCGCGCGAAAUAAAGAUGACAUUCCCCAACUCUAUCCCGCCUCUGGAUUUGGCCAUUGCUGAGGGCAGGAAACGGGUGAUGAGCCUUGGAUAUGACCCAUACAUGUUUCCAGAUUACUCGCAAAGCGCAGGCAUGUUCGGCAUGUACAUGACAAACAUGUGGGUGACAGGCCUUGGGUCGUUCUACCGUGUGGGCAACAUGACAGUGUCCAUGCAGAACCACGUGGUACAAAUAGGUGUCAGUGUGGGCACAGAUGAGCUCAUGGGCAACUGUCAUUGGCAGAUAUCGGCAGCUGGGCUCUACUCACAUGCAGGGGCCACUUCAUUCACUGUCGAAUAUGUACAGGUUGAAGCCAAGCUGAACCAAGCCCUGGACAUCAGAAAGCAUCCAGUCCUGGAAAGCCUUGACAUGACAGUUGGCAACAUCCAGCUCAGACACGAAGGCACCGGUUCCCUCGACUAUGCACUGGAACUCCUGGUCAACCUCCUACCCAACAUUCUGCGUUACCAGAUCGUUGACGCUCUCGAGGACCCUCUCAGACGGCGGUUCCAGGAGAUUCUCAACAGUGUGGAUGUGGAGAAGAUCAUCAACGAAGAAAUACCCAAAUUUGAGAAGAUGAUCUCACAAACUAACGCUUCAAGUCAAGUGAAUAUCACAGAGAACCUGGAGAAAGUGAAUGAGGAAAUCGAGGAUGAAGAACUCGAUCUGGAUGCAGAUCUGUAGUCCUGAGAUUUUUUCAAAUAAAAUCAUCCUUAUUCACUCAA
Messenger RNA from Nilaparvata lugens (brown planthopper), 1897 nucleotides. RefSeq lists its product as uncharacterized. The coding region runs from base 480 to 1856 and encodes 458 amino acids. NCBI's taxonomy places the organism in Eukaryota, Metazoa, Arthropoda, Insecta, Hemiptera, Delphacidae. The record is from RefSeq and is a predicted model, not a curated record. The transcript is spliced from 5 exons.